AUGUCGAUGCAAAGUGGAAGCUUCAGAUUCUUGAACCUCAUCAAGCCCGUGACCUGCGUCCUCCCAGAGGUCGAAGCUCCGGACCGCCGCAUCCCUUUCAAGGAGAAAGUCUUGUGGACGUCGAUCUCUCUCUUCGUCUUCUUAGUCUGUUGCCAGAUCCCGCUCUACGGCGUGUUGACCUCCAAGAGUUCAGACCCCUUCUACUGGAUGCGUGUCAUCCUGGCCUCGAAUCGAGGGACUUUAAUGGAGCUGGGUAUCUCGCCCAUCAUUACCUCCGGCAUGGUGAUGCAACUCUUGGCUGGCAGCAGGAUCAUUGAUGUGGACAUGACUUUGAAGGAGGAUCGUGCGCUCUUCCAUGGCGCCCAGAAGUUGUUUGGCAUGCUGAUCACCAUGGGAGAGGCCGUGGCGUACGUGAUGAGCGGCAUGUACGGGAGCCUUCGUGAGAUUGGUUUUAUGUGUGCGAUCCUCAUCAUCAUCCAGCUCUUCUUCGCCGGCGUCGUGGUGAUUCUGCUGGAUGAGUUGAUGCAGAAGGGCUAUGGCAUUGGCUCAGGAAUCUCGCUCUUCAUCGCCACCAACAUCUGCGAGAGUAUCAUUUGGAAGGCCUUCUCUCCCACGACGAUGAACACUGGCAAGGGCACCGAAUUUGAAGGGGCCAUCGUGGCCACCUUCCACUUCAUGGCCUCCAGGAGCGAUAAGCUGAUGGCCCUGAAGGAAGCCUUCUAUCGCCAAUCGGCGCCCAACCUCACCAACCUCUUCGCCACGGUCUUGGUGUUCUUCGUGGUGAUCUACUUCCAAGGUUUCAAGGUGGAUCUUCCCGUGAAGUAUCAGAAGGUGCGAGGACAGCAGGGCUCGUACCCCAUCAAGCUCUUCUACACUUCCAACAUCCCCAUCAUUCUGCAGACUGCCUUGGUGUCCAACCUCUACUUCAUGUCGCAGUUGCUUUACAGGCGUUUCAAGUCCAACAUGUUGGUGAACCUGCUGGGACAGUGGCAGGAGGCUGAUGGCCCAGGCCAGUCCAUCCCUGUGGGCGGCUUUGCAUACUACAUCUCCCCGCCCCACAGCGUCUCAAACAUUUGGGAGGAUCCUCUUCAUGCCUUGAUCUAUGUCUCCUUCGUCCUCAUCUCCUGUGCGCUCUUCUCCAAGUUCUGGAUCGAGGUGUCUGGCUCCUCCCCGCGAGAUGUGGCCAAACAGCUCAGAGACAACUCCAUGGUCUUCAAAGGGCAUCGAGAAGAGUCUUUGUUGAAGGUGUUGGACAUGUACAUUCCCACCGCUGCGGCCUUCGGCGGCAUGUGCAUCGGCAUGCUCACGAUCAUGGCGGACUUUUUGGGCGCCAUUGGCUCGGGCACCGGUAUCCUCCUGGCGGUCACCAUUAUCUACCAAUAUUUUGAGAUUAUGUACAAGGUCCAGGUAGACUUUGAAGGCUUGAAGAACGCCAACGAAACGCUGGAUCAGAUCCAGAAGAGCCUCGAGGCAUACCUCGAGACCAAGCGAGCCGCCUUCCCGCGCUUCUAUUUCUUGUCGGACGAUGAGCUUUUGAGCAUCAUGUCGCAGACCAGGAACCCCGAGGCGGUGCAGGAGCAUCUGUGCAAGUGCUUCGAUGCCAUCUCACGUGUGACCUUCACCGAGGAAAAGAAGAAGGACAUCAUCGACAUGAACGACAUGAUUAAGGAGAAGGUACCCUUCACAAACCCCGUGCCCACCUUCGGCUCCCCCGUGGAGAAGUGGUUGGGGGACAUCGAACUGCGCAUGGUCGAGAGCUUGCAUGCCUUGACCAAGGCAGCUCUGGAGACCUAUCCGGAGGAUGGCAUCAUCCGCAAGGAUUGGCUCUUUGGACCGUACCCAGCGCAGUCAGCGUUGGCGGUGGACCAAAUCAUGUGGACCAAGUGCGCGGAGGAUGCGCUCAAUCAGGUAGAAGCUGGAGACGUCGAGGCGAUGAAGCGCAACAUCGCCUUCACCAACAAGCAGCUCGAGCACAGCGUGGAGUUGGUCCGCUUGGACUUAUCCAAGCUGCAACGGGUCCUCAUGGGUGCUCUCAUCGUACUGGACGUGCAUGGCAUCUCGGUCUUGGAACAGAUCGAAGCAGCAAAGUGCAGGUCGGUGAACGACUUCGAUUGGAGCAAACAGCUGCGCUACUACUGGGCUGCCGAAGAGGUGCUGAUGUCAGAUGGAACGCAUGCGUCCGACACCUGUAUCGUCAAGCAGACGAUCGCCAACAUUCGGUACUCCUUCGAAUAUUUGGGCAACACCCCGCGGCUGGUCGUCACGCCGCUGACGGACAAGUGCUACAUGACUUUGACGGGAGCAAUUCAUCUGAACUAUGGAGGUGCCCCUGCCGGGCCUGCUGGAACAGGGAAGACUGAAACGACGAAGGAUUUGGGGAAGGCCCUGGCGGUGCCGGUGAUUGUCUUCAAUUGCUCAGAUGGCCUGGAUUACAAGAUCAUGGGCCGCUUCUUCAGUGGCCUCGCCCAGGCGGGUGCAUGGGCCUGCUUCGAUGAGUUCAACCGGAUUCAAGUGGAAGUCCUGAGCGUCAUUGCUCAACAGAUGCUCACUGUGACACAUGCCAUCCGUGCACGGAAGGAGACGUUUGAGUUUGUGGGGAAGGAGAUCCCACUGAACCCACGCUUCGGGGUCUUCAUCACCAUGAACCCCGGCUACGCCGGGCGCGCGGAGCUGCCGGACAACUUGAAAUCUCUGUUCCGACCGGUGGCAAUGAUGGUCCCAGACUACUGCCUCAUUGCGGAGAUCAUCCUCUACUCGGAGGGCUUUGGUCGAGCCACGGCUCUGGCGCGGAAGAUGGUGAACCUGUACAGCCUCUCCAGUGAGCAGCUGUCCAAACAGGACCACUACGACUUCGGCAUGCGAGCAGUGAAGUCAGUUCUGGUCAUGGCCGGGCAGCUGAAGCGGAAGUACCCCACCCUGGUGGAGGACGUCACGCUGAUCCGAGCUUUGAGGGACUCCAAUGUGCCGAAGUUCCUCUCGUUUGACUUGCCGCUCUUCUUCGGGAUCAUCAGUGACCUCUAUCCGGACGCAGAUGUCCCCUACGUGGAUUAUGGACGGCUCCAAAAGGAAAUCGAGAACCAGCUGAAAUUGGCAAAGUUGGAGGUGGUGCCCUCCUUCGUGGGGAAGAUCAUCCAACUCUUGGAGACGCAACUGGUGCGGCACGGCGUCAUGGCGCGGACGCCCCGGGAGCGCAUCGGCGUUCGAACGGAACGGGGCGAGGCGAGAGCGGAGCGGCGUCCGUUUUCGCAGACUUCCCAUGAAGAGAAGCGUUGCAAAAAAUGGAAGAGGCACCAAGAGAGGUCUCCUGUGAAUGCGUGA
Molecule: messenger RNA, 3318 nt
Organism: Durusdinium trenchii
Lineage: Eukaryota; Dinophyceae; Suessiales; Symbiodiniaceae
Source: the annotation of a GenBank genome assembly